AUGGAAGUGGCGCAAACCCCUCUGCAAUUAACACAAGAUCAUCAAGAGGGACGAAUGACAGGAGAAGAUAGCACAUCCCCAUUACGCUGGUCGCCACCUACAUCGGCAGCACUGGUAGCUGCGGCGCUCGCGCCUCCAGCAUUGCGACCGUGGCUACCUGAUCCACCUCCAAAGAAGACUAACCACUUGGGUCUAGUCUGCGUCGUUUGCGGAGACACAAGUUCUGGUAAGCACUAUGGUAUCCUUGCUUGCAACGGCUGUAGCGGUUUCUUCAAACGAUCUGUUAGAAGAAAGCUCAUUUAUAGAUGUCAAGCCGGCACCGGACGUUGCGUGGUCGACAAGGCACACAGGAAUCAAUGCCAAGCGUGUCGUCUCAAGAAAUGUCUUGCUAUGGGGAUGAAUAAGGAUGCGGUACAAAACGAACGUCAGCCUCGAAAUACUGCGACCAUACGCCCCGAAGCUUUAAGAGAUAUGGAUCAAGAGCGAGCUUUGAGGGAAGCAGCUGUCGCUGUUGGAGUGUUUGGGCCACCAGUAUCUUUAGCGAUGCUCUCACCGGCGCGAUACCCGCUGCUCUCCCCGCACUACGCACCGCUGCCCGCGCCUCAGCCGCAACCACAGCCGGACUCUUCACACGACCACGGCAGCCAUGCGCAUUCUGAUAGCGAUGAUGACAGUAUCGACGUAACGAAUGAGGAGGACUCUACUUCCUACUCACCGCCGGCUUACCCUCAGAACUGUAUGCCUUAUGGUCCGUUAGGCGUAGAGAGCUCAGCCGAGACCGCCGCCCGCUUGCUCUUCAUGGCGGUGAAAUGGGCUAAAAAUCUACCUUCCUUCGCUAGUCUGGCUUUUAGAGAUCAGGUAAUACUCCUAGAGGAGGCAUGGUCAGAGCUGUUUCUACUGAACGCCAUACAAUGGUGCGCGCCGCUCGACGCCGCCUGCGCUGCUCUCUUCGGCACUGAACAAACCGAUCAAGAAAACGGCAGUAACUCAACAGCAUUGCGCCGCCUGCGCGAGGUGGUGUGCCGCUACCGCAGCGUGCUGGUGGACCCCGCCGAGUUCGCCUGCAUGAAGGCCAUUGUUCUGUUUAAAUCUGAAACCCGCGGUCUAAAAGACCCCCUCCAAAUAGAGAACCUUCAAGACCAAGCGCAAGUAAUGCUGAUGACGCAUGCGCGAACUGCCCACGGGGCCGCCCCGGCCAGGUUUGGACGGUUAUUAUUGCUAUUACCACUAUUACGUGUCGUUAACCCUCAACAGUUAGAAAGAGAGUUCUUCUCUAAAACCAUCGGACAGACUCCAAUGGAGAAGGUUUUAGCGGAUAUGUACAAAAAU
Molecule: messenger RNA, 1329 nt
Organism: Brenthis ino (lesser marbled fritillary)
Lineage: Eukaryota; Metazoa; Arthropoda; Insecta; Lepidoptera; Nymphalidae
Source: the annotation of a GenBank genome assembly